CUGGUCACGCGCCACCCAGGGUCCGGGCCCCUGCACGAUCUGCAGGAGAGCUCGGGGACGGGGCCCACCCACCCCACCUCUCGAUCGCAGGCCACACAGAAGCCUCCGCCUCCUUCCUGGCCCCCCUCCGGACCUCCCCGGGGAGGCUCGGCGGGUGCGGACUGGACUGAAGUGGAACGAGUUCUGUAGCUCAGACGGCAGCCCCGGUGGUUUCGGGUGUGAGGGCAGGCCCAGCUGGAGAAGCCGAUCAGGGCGGACGAAGACUGCGCUCCCGGGUCUGGGUGGAUCCUGGUCGGAGCGUAACUCUUGGUAGGGAGCCCCGGAAGCCACCCGCUGAAAAAGAUGCCUGGCUUCAACAGAUUGUUUCCCCUGGCUCCCCUCCUGCUCAUUUUGUGGGCUGGCGUCUGCUUCCCUGUGUGUGUGGAAGUGCCCUCGGAGACGGAGGCCGUUCAGGGCAAUCCCAUGAAGCUGCGCUGCAUCUCCUGCAUGAAGAGGGAGGACGUGGAGGCCACCACGGUGGUGGAAUGGUUCUACAGGCCCGAGGGCGGUAAAGAUUUCCUUAUCUAUGAGUAUCGGAACGGCCACCAGGAGGUGGAGAGCCCCUUCCAGGGCCGCCUGCAGUGGAACGGGAGCAAGGACUUGCAGGACGUGUCCAUCACGGUGCUAAAUGUCACCCUGAACGACUCCGGCCUCUACACCUGCAACGUGUCCCGGGAGUUUGAGUUUGAGGCCCAUCGCCCCUUCGUGAAGACCACCCGGCUGAUCCCCCUCCGUGUCACCGAGGAGGCCGGAGAGGACUUCACCUCUGUGGUCUCAGAAAUCAUGAUGUACAUCCUCCUGGUCUUCCUCACUCUGUGGCUGCUCAUCGAGAUGAUAUAUUGCUACAGGAAGGUCUCAAAGGCCGAAGAGGCAGCCCAAGAAAAUGCCUCUGACUACCUGGCUAUCCCAUCGGAGAACAAAGAGAGCUCUGCAGUACCGGUGGAGGAAUAGACGGCGGCAACCGGAGGUGGCCUGAACACUGAAGCGCUGGCUACCCCGUGUUCAGUGAUGUCAACAGCGUCGGGAGGGUGCCCCAGGGGCCACAUCACUUCCCUUCACGCGUCCAUCCUUCAGCUCAUUCAUCAUACAUCCACUCACCUCUGAGCUGUCACCUCUGACUUGCUAACUCCAUCAUACCUCCACACACCACCAGACUUUGCCAGAACCAAGGAGCCAACAUUUCUACACGACUCAACCUCAGCCUGCCCUUGCUCUCAAGCAAGCAGCUCCCAUGCCAACUGGACCCCUCCCCUGUGCUCCAGCGGGCUUCGAACACGGUGCUGGAGUCGAGCCCGCCCAUUCUUCAUUGCCGCAAGUGAAGUGAACGGAGGGCUUAACGGGAGGAAGCUGGAGUGAUUUAGUCUGGGUUAAAGCAAAAGAGUGUCAUGAAGUGGGAUUCCUCGAAGUCCGUUUUUCUAAGUUCCUGGCCCACUUGGCUGGAGCAUGAGAGCACAGCAUGCCUUUCUAGGCCCUCCAGCGAUAGAAAGUUCAUUAAGCGUGGACUCAGACGUUCUCUGGACUGUGUUGCUCCAGGGCUAGAUCCCAAGAGGUCUCAAAGGCCUGGGUUGGCGUCAGUCCUUCAAGAAGCCGAGGGCAGGGGACUUGGAAAGUCACACGACACGUUCGUGACCCUCCUGGGGCAACGCAUGUGGGCCUUGCCAGGGGAGCACAGCACCGGAGAUGGCUGGGCGGCAUGGUGUCCCUGUGGCACUGGGACUGCCAUUUCCAAGCUC
This is a messenger RNA of Kogia breviceps (pygmy sperm whale), 1772 nucleotides long. It is a transcript of the gene SCN3B, whose product is annotated as sodium voltage-gated channel beta subunit 3. Lineage: Eukaryota; Metazoa; Chordata; Mammalia; Artiodactyla; Physeteridae. Gene Ontology annotation, cellular component: voltage-gated sodium channel complex. Gene Ontology annotation, biological process: regulation of heart rate by cardiac conduction; ventricular cardiac muscle cell action potential; sodium ion transport. Gene Ontology annotation, molecular function: transmembrane transporter binding; sodium channel inhibitor activity. The record is from RefSeq and is a predicted model, not a curated record.